Molecule: messenger RNA, 678 nt
Organism: Lathyrus sativus (Indian pea)
Lineage: Eukaryota; Viridiplantae; Streptophyta; Magnoliopsida; Fabales; Fabaceae
Source: the annotation of a GenBank genome assembly
AUGGGCCGUAAACCACCCAAAUCCACAACCGUAGCCCCACCGUUAUUCCGCCGCAUCGCAUAUCUCGACGACGGCAUCUCCCGCUACAUCCACACUUUCACAAGCCCCCUCGCCCCUAAACCCCUCCUACGCUCCCUAGAACACCUUGCGGAUUUCCGUCUAUUCUUCCCCGUAACACUCUCACUCUUCUUCGCCACUCCCUCUCACUCUCCGCUCCGUCCCCACCUCCUCCUCCCUCUCAUCCUCUGUUCCCUCCUCGAUCUCAUCUUCAUAGGUUUCCUCAAGUUCCUAGUCCGCAGACCUCGCCCUUCCUACGCCAUUCACGGCGACUACAACGCCGUAGUUCCUGUUGAUAAAUUCUCCUUCCCUAGCGGCCACUCUUCCAGAGUAUGUUUCAUCGCCGCAAUCUUUUCACUCUCCCGCGCUCGGAUCGUUGAAGCUGUCGCUGAUUCUAGCCAUCCGCGGUUCGCGUUGCUCGUUCACAGGUGGAUCAGAGGAGACGAAGCUAUGGCAGUUAAUCUGUUGGUUGCCAUGGUCUGGUCUUGGGCUCUGACGACGGUUGUUUCUAGGGUUGUUCUUGGAAGGCAUUAUGUUCUCGAUGUGGGCUUCGGAGCGUGCCUUGGUGUUCUGGAAGCUUUGUUCACCUUGCAUUUUCUCAAUUUCAGUGUUUCAAUUUGA